This is a messenger RNA of Trichosurus vulpecula (common brushtail), 2445 nucleotides long. RefSeq names its product SAM and SH3 domain containing 3 (gene SASH3). Gene Ontology annotation, cellular component: cytoplasm; nucleus. Lineage: Eukaryota; Metazoa; Chordata; Mammalia; Diprotodontia; Phalangeridae. The record is from RefSeq and is a predicted model, not a curated record. Gene Ontology annotation, biological process: positive regulation of immunoglobulin production; positive regulation of B cell proliferation; positive regulation of adaptive immune response. Gene Ontology annotation, molecular function: protein binding.
CCCAGAACCCGUAGUAGCCGGAGGGCUUACUCCACGCUGUGCCCACUGGGCAGAAUUGUGGAGGCUGAGCACCUGGUGGACAAGAGACAGACUCCUGGUCAGGGCAAGGAACCAUGCUGCGCCGUAAACCCUCCAACGCCAGUGAGAAGGAGCCAAACCAGAAGAAGAAGCUCUCCCUUCAAAGAUCCAGCAGUUUCAAGGACUUUGCCAAGUCGAAGCCCAGCUCUCCUGUAGUGAGCGAGAAGGAAUUUAAUCUUGAGGACAAUAUCCCAGAAGAUGACACAGGAGGCCCCCCCACAGAGGAUGCUGGGAAGAGCGCAAAGAAGCUGGGAAAGAAGUGGAGGGCAGUGAUUUCCCGCACCAUGAACCGGAAGAUGGGCAAGACGAUGGUGAAGGCCCUGUCAGAGGGGAUGGGAGAUACUCUGGAGGAAGGGUUGGCCUCCCCAACCUCACCAGACUGCCUCCUGGAGGGCUUGGCUUCAGAGAACAUGCCUCUGGCCUUUACUGACCAGGAGGAUGACAGCCACCCAGCCCUCAGCCGCCAAACGUCCACUAGCAGCGAGCUGGGCAGCCCAGGCCCUGGCACUGUGGGCUGCGGGCAGACCAGCCUGAGGGUGGAGGAGCUGAUGGCCCCGAUGUACACAGGCCCCUUCUGUGGCAGGGCCCGGGUCCACACCGACUUCACUCCCAGCCCCUACGACAGGGACUCGCUGAAACUCCAGAAGGGGGAUGUGAUCCAGAUUGUUGAGAAACCACCUGUGGGGACAUGGCUUGGGCUGCUUAAUGGCAGACUGGGCUCCUUCAAGUUCAUCUAUGUGGACGUGCUGCCUGAGGAGGCUGUGGGGCCUGCCCGGAGAAGCCGCCAACGUCCCAGCAAGGGCAAGAGACUGAAACCCAAGACCCUACACGAGCUGUUGGAGCGAAUUGGCCUGGAGGAACACGCAUCUACCUUGUUACUCAAUGGCUACCAGACCCUGGAAGACUUUAAAGAGCUUCGGGAAACCCAUCUCAGCGAGCUGAAUAUUGUGGAUCCUCAGCACCGAGUCAAGCUGCUGACGGCUGCAGAGCUACUGUUAGAUUAUGACACCGGCAGCGAGGCGGAAGAAGGUCCCCAGACGAACCUGGAGCCGGCGCCGGAGCACACGUUGGACUCCAAGGCCGAUAUUCCACGAGACUCGGGCUGCUUCGAAGGCUCGGAAAGUGGGCGGGACGAAAGCGAGCUGACAGCCCCCGAGGAGCAACUGCAAGCCCUGUCUCUGGAGGCGGGGGCGGGGGCGGGGCCAGGCGGGGCCGGCACCCUGAGGGCCUGCCCUGGGGCCCCGCCCACGCCAGCCGGGGCCGCGGGCUCCCUCUGCGCCUGCGCGGCCCCGAGCUCCUGCUCUGGGACCUGCUUCCCGGGACCCUGUGCGAAAGGGACUCAGCCCUUGUACCCGAGAAGACUGGCGCAGCCGAGCGGCCCCCGGGCUGGCCGGCGGCUAACAGCAGAAGCCCGUUCUGUGGGGAGCUGCCUCCUUGACCCCUCCCCCAUCCCCAUCCUGCCCUCCGUGGUCGCAGUACCUUAGGGGAGCCGGCUAUUCAGAGCCCUGUGGCCUGGGAUUUGGAGUCAGGUCUAUGUGCCACCAAUUUGCAGUGACCGAGGGCAAGUCAUUCCUCUGUUUUCUCCUCUGUCAAAAGAAGGGAUUGGAUUAGGUGAUCUCUGAUCCAGCUCUAAAGCCCACCCUAAUUUAUCCUUGUUCCCUGGAAAUGCAGUUUCUGGUUCUUGGCUUGCUGAAAAGGCCCAACCCGAUUUCUUCUGCCUCCGUUCUUUUCUGCUUUCUUGGCCACCCCUGGAGGCUGAGAAGCAUGUGUGUAAAAGAGAACACGCACGCAAAGGCGCUCUGCUCCCUCUUUUUUUUCCUUGCAAGGCAGGAUGCUUUAACCUCCCCAUCUGCAGGGUUUAGGAAUUUGCUAUCCCUUCCUUUCUUUGCCCUAAAAUAAGAUCAGGCCUCCAGGCAGCUGCCUCCUGUCUGACCUGGGAGUUAACGAGAGAGAGGAAGAGGUGAUUCUCUCAGGAUAGAGCUGUCUCCCUGCUUCUGGGGCCUCAUUAACCAGAGCAGGCCUAGAGGUGAAGGAUUCAGACACCCACAUAGGAUACUCAAAGCAAAUGGGGCAUUGAACUCGAAGCUAUAAGGGAGGGAGUCAUCCUGAUUCAGAUUUGAAAAAGCAUCCACAGAGGGAGCACUCCUCAGGGAAGACCCCACACUAUCACCACUCCACACAAUGCAAAUAGAAGCCUCCAGAGGAGCCAUUCCCCAGCAUCAGACUCUGCCUGGCUUUCAGCAGUGUCAAGAGCAGCCAGGACUUGGCCUAGUUGGACCUACCCCUCAACCUAAUCCUGGGGAUUUUAGUGAAAGCUGGCUUGGGGAGGGGGGUGAGGAGCAGGGCAAGUUUAGAUUGCAAUAAAGC